AUGUUGGGGAACGGCCGAACACUUGAGAACUUGCCCCCCAUGGUGCGCACCAGCGAGGCCGAAUCCAGCAACAGCGGAAGCGGCGCCCUGGAGGGCCGUGUCCGUGCGAGCGAUGGGGCAGGCAAGUUCGACAAGGCGAUGAAGGUGUACCGGAAAUCCAUGGCGAUUAGGCGGCGCCUGACGAGCAUGGCGCGCAGCACCACGUGCUUCGUUGGCAACAGAAAUGAUGGCAGUGGCGGUACCGGCGCGUUCGAUGAUGAAAACACCGCCGCGCAGACCCCAUUGAACCCGCUGCGCGGUCCGAUGCUCCGUUCAUCGGCCCGAAUCACGUGCCUGGCGCCUGCGUCACCCAUCGCGUCCCUCGCUUCUCCGCAGCAUUCACGGGUGCUGCCGGAGGUGGCCUUCGAUGUCGCGACGGCGUCCGAGACGACAGCAAUGGCAGCGUCAAUGUUGCGCUCGCACGUGCCGCUGUCUGCUCUCAACUCAGUCAGACGCCUCCCCAGCCCGCCUGACAUCGAGCGGCAAACGGCGCCAUCGUCCUCAUCUCCAUUCUCGCGGGCCAUUCCAUCACGAGGCCGCACGAAACGCGGCAGCUGUGAUCGCCACCUAAAGGUGGACGCCGGCAGCGGCGAGAACGACGCGGUGUGGCGGAAGGGCAGCCCCACAUGCAGCGCUCACCUAGACUUCCCCUCUCUCUUCUCCGCCGGGCGGCAAUGCACUGCGUCGCGGCACAGCAGCGGCGGAACGAGCGAGUGGGUUGGUGUCGGCAUCCACAAGUACGCUGGCCAGCCCUCGACCUCGACAGUAGACUCACCGCUGCUGUCGCCGAUGCCGUCCUUUCACCAGAUGAUGGGCCGCUCCUACGAUGUGCCAGCACUGGACACGAUUUUCCGUGGCUUCAACAACGGUGUCGAUCAGCGGCAGCAGGGCCGCAUAUUGCUGCGGUCACCGCCUUCACCGACUCAUGCCACCAUGCCAGCCGCGGCGCCCAUGUCGGCGCCAUCGGUGUCGACAAGCCUGCAGCUUUCAUCUUCACUCGUCUCAAAUACGUCUGUCCCAUCCCCUGCAGCUGCAGGGACAAGGCAGAUGCCCACGGCGUCGGUGUUAUCAUCGGCAGCGACCACAGCAGCAGCAGACGUACACGCAAUGCCAGCAGGCAGCGACGGCUUUCCGUACCUGGCGCCACGCCUUUCGGCGCAGGCGGCGGCAAGGAAAGAUCGAAGCAACUCGUACCCGGCCGAUAAGGCACACCCAGAUGCAAGCAGGCGCAGCACGGCCUUCCGCCGUGCUGGUGUGCACGCGAGUGGGUCUCUCGCGCUGGUCAAGCCGAUGUCGUCGACUCCGGACCUGAAGCCGAACAAAGCGAGCGUUCCACCGCUGGGCCCGCCGCCGCUGGACGCGAGCUCGACAGCGACGACAACAACGGCGCAGUUUUACUCCACCGCCUCCCUGGCGAAGACGUUCGACGGUUCCCAGUACCUCAAUGACUAUAUUCUACUAAACGAGAUCGGUAGUGGCUCCACAGGGCGCGUCGUUCUGGCGUUCAGCACGAGCAUGAACAAGAGUGUUGCCAUCAAGAUCAUUCUGAAGCCGAAGGAGAAGUACCGUUUGCAGCACCGCGUGUCGGCUUCCCCGUCCGCGUCCGUGUUCGGGCAGCACAGCGGCAGGGGAGAUUUUGGUGGUGUCAGAGCAGCGGCUGCACGGUCUACAACGACACCCGAAACCAUGCAGAACUUCAAGUCAUCGUCCUCCUCGGCUGGGAGGCAGAGCAAGCACCGCAAGACGCCGUCGACCCCGCCUACGACGGUGGCGGACAAGACGCGUAAUCUGCAGCGCGAGAUCGAGGUCAUGAGGAACCUCAGCCACCCCAACAUUGUUCGUCUUUACGAGGUCAUCAACGACCCCAAGGCGAACUCCCUCUUCCUGAUCCUACAGUACGUGGAUAACGGCGCUGUCGCACAGCUCGACUCGACUGGACAUAUUCGAGCCCCGUUGCAGCCGUGGACCGUUCUGCCGAUCGCCACGCAAGUCAGUGACGGCCUCGCGUACCUGCAUGAGCAGUCUAUUGUGCACCGCGACAUCAAGCCCGAGAACAUCCUCGUUAACCGCGACGGACACGCCUUUCUCGCCGACUUCGGCGUCGCAGAACUCAUGAACGCGAAGGCAGGCCAACCAACCGCCGCCACGCUCACCUAUCAAGGCACACCGCUGUUCAUGGCCCCUGAAAUAUACGCCGGCGUCGACGGAGACGAUGCGGAGCAAGCAUCAGGUGGGUGCACACGGUGGAGGGGAAGGGAUGAUGCUGACGAAAGCAGCAGCAUGACGGCGACCCCCUCGCGCGAGGAGCGACGUGACUCACGCGUGAUUGACCCGUUCGCCCUCGACGUCUGGGCGCUAGGGGUCACCUUCUACACACUGCUCAUCGGUCACGUGCCUUUCACAUCCAUGCUCCAGAUCUCGCAGACGCCUGAGAAGGGUGUGAGCAUACCGACCCCGCUCCCAGAGCAGUGGCGCACCGUGCUGCGCCGCACCAUGGAGCCGCGACAAGAGCUGCGGAUCUCCUCAGCUGAGCUGUGCCACAUGCUGCACGCGAUGCUAGCCGACCAAGAGGCCGCAGAGGUGAGGGCUGGUGGACGCAGCCGGAAGGCAUCGCUCAGCACACGCUCGCGAAUCGCAACACUCGGCAAUCGUCGCACAACCUCUCACCAGUCCUGCACCGGGAGUCGAACGGCGCGCAGUGCGAGCCUCCCUGCUGACAUGGAAGAGGAGAGUGUGAAUCUUAGCAGCAGCAGCAGCAGCGGUAGUAGUACUGGUCGCAGCUCAACGUCACCGUCGUACUCCAGCGGCGGCAGCAGCAGUGGCGAUGAGAGCGGCACAAGCGGGAACGACCAAGGCGUCCUUGGUCUUAGCAUCACCUCCGUCGUCCUCAACAUCCUGCGACCGACACGAAUCCGAAAAAACAGAAGCUGA
Messenger RNA from Leishmania mexicana MHOM/GT/2001/U1103, 2970 nucleotides. Its product is annotated as putative protein kinase, putative,serine/threonine protein kinase. Gene Ontology annotation, molecular function: protein serine/threonine kinase activity; ATP binding. Bases 1 to 2970 code for a protein of 989 amino acids. Gene Ontology annotation, biological process: intracellular signal transduction; protein phosphorylation. The record is from RefSeq and is a predicted model, not a curated record. Gene Ontology annotation, cellular component: cytoplasm. The transcript has a single exon. NCBI's taxonomy places the organism in Eukaryota, Euglenozoa, Kinetoplastea, Trypanosomatida, Trypanosomatidae.